AUGGUCUAUUCUCGCUCGAAAAGCUCUCCGCCUGCGUACGAAAACAUCGACUCCAAGGGAAGAGCAAAGAUGUAUGCAAGAGACCGGUCGAAACUUGCGACACUCGGGGUGAUUGCAGUCGUUGUAAUCAUCGUUGUCGGAGUCGUGGUUGGCGCAGUCUUCGGGUCAAGAUCAAACGCAUAUCCUGACUACACUGCCUUGAACUACGCCCUCAUCGAUACGUACAGCGGCACAGAUUUCUUCGACAACUUCGACUACUUCACAGGAGAUGACCCAACCGCUGGCUUCGUCCAUUAUGUAGACUCCGCCGUAGCUACGUCGGCUCAGUACAACCUCACGUACGCCUCGUCCUAUUCUGCAGUCCUACGAGUCGACACGUCGGAAACGAAUGCCAGCACCGGACGUUACAGUGUGAGAAUCACAUCGAAGAGAAAAUACAAUGCGGGCUUGUUCGKUUUCGRCGUGCUGAGUGCCCCUUAUGGCUGCAGUACCUGGCCCGCUUUAUGGCUAGCAGACCCAUCACACUGGCCCGCUCACGGCGAGAUUGACGUGAUGGAGUCUGUCAACCAAGCGGCUGCAGGGAACCAGGUCACGCUACAUACUUCCGCCGGAUGCAAAAUGAUCGCCAAGCGUAAGGAGACCGGGAGCGUGGUUCACAAGGAUUGUCGUAACUCCACAAACGACAAUGCAGGGUGCGGAGUUAGAGGUGAGGUAAACACAGCGGGUCAAGCAUUUAACGAGAACGGAGGCGCCAUAUACGCCUUGGAAUGGAGGACCGCAGGCAUCCGGGUGUGGUUCUUUGAUCGAGACUCCAUCCCACACGAUCUUUCAGAGGAGGUGGCGAACACCACAGUACCAGACCCAAGAAAAUGGUCUACACCGCUGGCAGAUUUCCCGAGUACAAAUUGCGAUGUCAGCAGCCACUUCAAAAACCAGAGCAUCAUUGCCAAUAUCGAUCUCUGUGGAGCGUGGGCGGGUGCAACCAGCAUUUACAACACCAAAGACGCUUGUCCUGGUCUCUGUACGGACUUUGUUACCAAAAACAAUACUGCGUACAAAACGGCUUAUUGGGAAUGGAGAAGCUGGCGAGUAUAUCAAGCUGUGUGA
This is a messenger RNA of Ramularia collo-cygni, 1107 nucleotides long. Its product is annotated as related to endo-1,3(4)-beta-glucanase. Lineage: Eukaryota; Fungi; Ascomycota; Dothideomycetes; Mycosphaerellales; Mycosphaerellaceae. The transcript has 4 exons. Gene Ontology annotation, molecular function: hydrolase activity, hydrolyzing O-glycosyl compounds. The record is from RefSeq and is a predicted model, not a curated record. Gene Ontology annotation, biological process: glucan catabolic process. The coding region runs from base 1 to 1107 and encodes 368 amino acids.